Molecule: messenger RNA, 1189 nt
Organism: Pezoporus flaviventris
Lineage: Eukaryota; Metazoa; Chordata; Aves; Psittaciformes; Psittacidae
Gene: DHRS12
Product: dehydrogenase/reductase 12
Source: RefSeq, a predicted model, not a curated record
AUGUCCCGGUACCGCAACGCCCUGUGGUUCGUGACGGGGGUGCGGGAGUGCACGAGGACCAGCUAUGAGUCUGCUUCCAAGCACUUCCGUCCAGCUGAUGUGGGCGAUCUGGCUGGAAGGUCCUCUGGUGCAAAGAGUGGCACUGGUAGGGCCACAGUCAAAGAGACAGCGAGGGGAGGUGGCACGGUUCAGCUGGUUUGCAGGAGUAAGGGAUGAGCUGAGGUCUUUCGAGGAGAAAUAGUGAUGGAAACGAUCAACUAGAAUAUUUUCUUGCAUAUUCUGGAUAUAUCUGACACCAAGAAAAUCUGAAAGUUUGCUGAAAUAUUCAAAAUUGAACAUAAAUGAGAUGUGUGGGCAGAAAUCCAGCAAUGCACAAAGGUGCAGUUCUUCCAGAAGCAGAGUACUUACAUUCUGACAACUGCUCUGCUGCCCCUCCUGGAAAAAGCAGCUGAUUCCAGACUGAUAACUGUCUCUUCUGGGGCCAUGCUUGUUCAACAUACCAUGCUAAACAUACCUGACUUGUAGUCAGGAAAUAGGACAUCUGAUGGAACUAUGAUGUAUGCACAAACCAAGGUACAAUAGCAAGUUGUCUUAACAGAACAAUGGGGAAAAGCUCACAGAAACAUCCGUUUCUCUGUUAUGCACCCCAGCUGGGCAGACACUCCAGAUAAUAUCUGCUUAACACUGACUAUAAUUCUUUCUUUUCAGGAUUAUGCUGCAACUGAUUUCAUAAAAAUGAAUAUGAAGAAUAUCCUGUGCACAGAGGCCCAGGGAGCUGUUGUGUGGAUGGCAGUAUCAUCUGAAGCAAUGAGUUUACUGAGAGGAUUGUUCAUCCAAGCCAGGCAACCAGUCCCUACGCACUUACCCCUGGCAAGCACCCACAGUCCACUCGAGGACAAGGAGAAGCUAAUGGAGAUGCUGGAACAGCUCUCCCAGAAAGUUUAAAUCCACUCGUGCAAGAACUUAGUGUCAUUGCCAACACAGUGUAACUGCAAAGCUGCUAACUGCACAGUACUGCAGUGUGCUUGCUGUUGAGGGGAAGAAGGAUGCCAUCAGAAUGUUAAAAAGAAAUUGGGUUCAGGUGUUCUCAUCAUGGGGGAGAGUGGUGCAGAGUCUCUCCCAUUGUGACUAUGCACCUGCUGUCUCAAGACACAGUAAACUUGUGUUCUUUGAGUUGGAAGAAAAAUGG